This is a messenger RNA of Ceutorhynchus assimilis (cabbage seed weevil), 2623 nucleotides long. NCBI's taxonomy places the organism in Eukaryota, Metazoa, Arthropoda, Insecta, Coleoptera, Curculionidae. The record is from the annotation of a GenBank genome assembly.
AGUCUCAUUUUGUGUCUCUCGACGACGACUUGACUGCAAGGCGACCGAGGAAGCAAGUGCGACUCUUGUGUCGAACGCGGUCGUGCUCGGAAGGACCAGACAAAAUCUUUUGGUAAGGUGACAGUAGAAUUCGUGCUCUGUCACAGUUACCGAAAAGUUGUGGAUUACUAUUCAAAUUUGAAAAAAAGACUGACAUAACGCGGAAGUUGUUGAAAAACUUGCCGAUGAUAUACUGGUGCUACAUGUGCUAUUUGCUGACUGACUUUGUGGAUAUUUAAAAAAGUCAACGUGGAUUUAAUAAAGAAAAGAAAAAUGAAGUUGGUCCCAGGCCCCUUGCCACCGAUCCCCACAACAACAUCGGGAUCUCUGUCCCUACCACUACCCUUCAGUCCAGAUUUACUAUGGAGAUACCCGUUAGGAUUCCCUUCAGUCGGAAGUCACCCUUCUUCACCUCUAUGGGACUACAAAAGUCAACUCCCCGGAUCUCUAUCGGCCGACCCUAGAGGCUGGAGCCGCGAGGACGUCUGCAUAUUCCUCAGAUGGGCCGAAAGAGAAUUCGAUUUGCAACCCAUCGACAUGGAAAUGUUCCAAAUGAAUGGUAAAGCAAUAUGUUUGCUUACUAGGACAGACCUUUCAGAGAGGGCUCCAGGCUCUGGAGAUGUCUUGCACAAUGUAUUGCAAAUUUUAAUGCGCGACGCCAAUAAUAUGCGAUUAUUACCAAACAGCCCUAUAACACCUACCUCAAGGCACCCAUAUCCGUUAUCACCUCACACCUCUCAACCACCAACCCCUAGCUGGAAUGUUAUGACGUCGCAACAAUCGGACUAUCAUUCUUCGCACGCUGCCAGUUUAGCUGCACAUCUUAUGGCACAAAGCAAUAGCGUGACAUUAAGUCCGGCUCCAUCUGUUGACAGCCAAUCAGGAAGUCCAAACCAUCCAGAUGCACCUGUGAGUUUUGGUCAUUCGAUUUUUGGAGCUAAUGGGAGUAGCUCGAAUGGAUCUGGCUCCAACCCUAGUGAUAGUGAUGAAGAUGACAAGUUCACCGAAAUGAAAAACGGUUAUUUAAGCAGUCCGCCAAACACACCUAGUUACAUGAACAUACCACAAAUGUCUUUUUUGACACCAAGAAGCCCUAAACAAAUCGAAAAUGUUUCAAGUCCGGGACUUUACAAGAGGGAGUUUUUUGGUAGUGGAGACGGUUCUGAACCAAAUACAAAUGGUCGUCUUCUUUGGGACUUUUUGCAACAACUCCUAAACGAUCCAGCUCAAAGGUACACAAGUUACAUUGCAUGGAAGAACAGGGACACUGGAGUCUUCAAAAUAGUUGAUCCACCAGGCCUUGCCAAACUGUGGGGCAUCCAAAAAAAUCACCUUUCCAUGAACUACGAUAAAAUGUCCAGAGCUUUGAGGUACUACUACAGAGUCAACAUUUUGCGAAAAGUGCAAGGCGAAAGACAUUGCUACCAAUUCCUACGCAAUCCAACCGAAUUGAAAAAUAUCAAAAACAUUUCCUUGUUGCGUCAACAAAUGUCUCCUACAGCCACUAAACCACCAGCCCAAAUUCAAAUUAUACCUCAAAUAACCAUUAAACCAGAACCCGUAGAUCAUAUUAGCAAAGAACACGAACCGAUGCCAGCUCCAGUACCUACGCACGUUAAACUCAGCGAACAAGUGCAAAAGCAACUAGUUCAACAACAAACGCAGCAAAAAAGUGACGAAAGAUUAAGGAUGGAGUAUCACCAUCAAGAAGACAAACCUACGGAUUUGAGUAUGGAAGGUCCCACGGAUUUGAGUAGUGGCAAUAGGCAUGUGAGUAUAGUAUGCUCACCCGAUCCACCUUUCAACGGGGCGAAUCAUUAGUUAUUAGGAAACCUAUAAGUGCCAAUAGAGACAAUAAUUUAAGUGCAAGUUAAGUGAUUGUAAAAAUAGAGUUAGUUUUAUUGUGCAAUUGAGGUUUGUUUUAUGUGCCAAAAUAGAAAUUACGUUUUUUUUUUACUUGGUGCAAGGAGACCAAUAAUAAUAUGUAUCUCAAAUGUGCAACGAUGGCAGCUUUAAAUAGAGAAAAAUUAUUUAAGUUUUUUUUUUUGUAUAUAUGGUAUAAACAAGAUAAACAACGACAAUAAAUGUUUUUGUACAAAAAGAGAUAGGACUGGAAAUUUGGUUGGCAACAACAUUCCAUUUAAAUUUGGAUUUGGUGUAAUUAUUUAUACAGGGUGAGAGAUUUUGUGUUCAAUACAUUUUUUGGAUUAAAAUUAAAAUUUGUGUCACUUCUUUUAAGAUUGAAUUAUUACUGAGUGGGCUAUCCAAAACGAUUCAACAAUGAAUAGUUUACCGUAAGAUUUUGCUAGUGGAUAGCUCACAUGGUAAAUAGCCAGCACUUCUCUGUGAUCUCUUGAACAUAUUUGACUCAAAAUGAGUGUGAUGUAGAGAAAAAAAUAUUUUUAAAAAUGUUAUAUUAUUUACACUUAAGCUAAAAGAAAAAUAGCACUAGUUUUAAGUGUUGUGUGAAGGCUCUAUCGUUUUUUGACAAGCAUGAAGAACAAAAUUAUUUAACUGUACAUAGAAUUCUUUUGUUAUAGAUUAAUAAAGAAUAAUUUUCAUUUAUAGUAAAAUUCAAAAAUGA